AAAAUUGAACAACAUGCUCUUCCUGCUACCUCAGGAACUAGACUGGGGAAUCUAUAUUGUGAUCCACUUAUAACAUCAGCUGGACACAGAAUCAGUGGCAGACAACGUUGGACGCCAACGCCUGUCCAACUUCAGAUUCUUGAACGUAUUUUCGAUCAAGGCAAUGGAACACCAAGCAAACAAAAGAUUAAAGAUAUAACCUUUGAAUUAUCUCAGCAUGGACAAAUUUCUGAAACAAAUGUUUAUAAUUGGUUUCAAAAUAGACGUGCUCGAUCAAAAAGGAAACAACAGGGUGGUGGUGCAAUGAACAACGUUGAAUCAGAGGUGGAGACAGAGGUCGAAUCACCUAAUGAAAAGAAAACAAAGCCAGAGGAUUUGCAAUCUUCUCAUAUGCCAACUUCAAGAGCUGAAGAGGGUAAUUCAAAUCCAGCUGGAAGUUUUGAUCAGUUGUCCUUCUAUGCAAUGUCAAAUCCAAGAAUGGGCCAGCUAAUAGAAAAGAUGGAAGAACCAACUAGCUAUCAUCCAUAUUUACAUACAGAAAAUUAUGACAUGACCAGCUAAUCACCAAUUCAGAAACUGGCAUAUGAAAACUUUGAUUGAAACUAGAAGCAAGUCAAAAUCUUGCCAGGGAUUCUGAUCUUCAUUUUGGCAAUUGAUGCUGAUUUGUAUUGCAAAAUAAUGUCUUUGUUUCUGGAGAUCUGUAUCUUUGAAAAUGCUUAUAUAUGAAUUUUGUUGUAAAUAUACAUAGUAGAUACUACUUGAUAUACUUGCUGAUAUUCCAACUUUGCAAUAUUGGACUUGA
Messenger RNA from Nicotiana tabacum (common tobacco), 802 nucleotides. Its product is annotated as WUSCHEL-related homeobox 8-like. Gene Ontology annotation, molecular function: DNA binding; DNA-binding transcription factor activity. The record is from RefSeq and is a predicted model, not a curated record. NCBI's taxonomy places the organism in Eukaryota, Viridiplantae, Streptophyta, Magnoliopsida, Solanales, Solanaceae.